This is a messenger RNA of Telopea speciosissima, 3842 nucleotides long. Its product is annotated as kinesin-like protein KIN-5D. Gene Ontology annotation, biological process: microtubule-based movement. The record is from RefSeq and is a predicted model, not a curated record. Bases 188 to 3451 code for a protein of 1087 amino acids. Gene Ontology annotation, molecular function: ATP binding; plus-end-directed microtubule motor activity; microtubule binding. The transcript is spliced from 22 exons. NCBI's taxonomy places the organism in Eukaryota, Viridiplantae, Streptophyta, Magnoliopsida, Proteales, Proteaceae.
GCUAAAGAAGAUAAAUUCUUCGAAACGGGUUGUUAGCUCGGAACCAUUUCCAUCGAUUUUGGAAUCUUUUACUCCACGGAUUCAUAUUUUUUUGGAAUUUUUUUUUUCUUCCACAUUUGGAGGUUUCUUCGAUCUGCCGGCCUUAGAGAUUUACUGACAGUUCGAGAUUUGUCUGAGUAGCUUAGCUAUGGACUCUACACAGUCACAGCAACUGAGGAGAGGGGGAUUGGUAUCCCUUUCUCCCUCUCAGACUCCACGAUCAAGCGACAAGGCUGUAAGAGAUCUGCGAUCGGAUGGGAGUUCCAAUCAUAAGCAUGAUAAAGAUAAAGGGGUGAAUGUCCAGGUUCUUGUCCGUUGCAGACCUUUAAGCGAGGACGAGAUGAGGGUCAACACACCCGUAGUGAUUUCGUGCAAUGAUCAUAGACGAGAAGUAUCUGCCGUUCAGAACAUAGCCAACAAGCAGAUUGAUAGGACUUUCGCGUUUGACAAGGUCUUUGGCCCAACAUCCCAACAGAAGGACUUGUAUGAACAAUCUGUCUCUCCAAUUGUUAAUGAAGUUCUUGAGGGUUAUAACUGCACUAUUUUUGCUUAUGGUCAGACGGGCACAGGGAAAACAUAUACAAUGGAAGGAGGAGGAAGGAAAGCAAAGAAUGGGGAAUUCCCAAGUGAUGCAGGUGUUAUCCCUAGAGCUGUUCGGGAAAUAUUUGACAUUCUUGAGGCUCAGAAUGCUGAGUACAGCAUGAAGGUUACAUUUCUAGAGCUCUACAAUGAAGAAAUAACAGAUCUUUUAGCCCCAGAGGAAUGUUCUAAGUUUAUUGAUGACAAGUCUAAAAAGCCAAUAGCCCUCAUGGAAGAUGGGAAAGGAGGUGUUUUUGUGAGAGGCCUGGAAGAAGAGAUAGUCUGCACUGCAAAUGAAAUAUACAAAAUCUUGGAGAAAGGGUCUGCUAAACGGCGAACUGCAGAGACACUUCUCAACAAGCAAAGCAGUCGUUCUCAUUCAAUAUUUUCCAUCACAAUUCACAUUAAAGAGUGCACACCUGAGGGAGAGGAGCUGAUCAAAUGUGGAAAGCUUAAUCUUGUUGACCUUGCUGGUUCUGAGAACAUAUCACGUUCUGGCGCAAGAGAGGGAAGAGCAAGGGAAGCCGGAGAGAUCAAUAAGAGCUUGCUUACUCUUGGUCGUGUUAUUAAUGCACUUGUUGAACACUCUGGUCAUAUUCCAUACAGGGAUAGCAAAUUAACAAGAUUAUUAAGGGACUCCUUGGGAGGGAAAACCAAGACAUGUAUAAUUGCCACAAUAUCACCUUCCAUCCACUGUUUGGAAGAGACACUCAGCACUCUAGAUUAUGCACACCGUGCAAAAAAUAUCAAGAAUAAGCCGGAGGUCAAUCAGAAGAUGAUGAAAUCUGCACUGAUCAAGGAUUUGUAUACUGAAAUUGACCGCCUCAAGCAAGAGGUAUAUGCUACAAGGGAAAAGAAUGGCAUAUAUAUACCGCGAGACCGUUUCCUGCAAGAAGAAGCCGAAAAGAAGGCUAUGGCUGAGAAAAUAGAGCGCUUGGAACUUGAUUCAGAAUCAAAGGACAAGCAAUUGUUGGAGCUUCAGGAGCUUUACAAUUCUCAGCUACAGUUAACCAUGGAGUUAAGUGAAAAACUUGAGAAGACCCAGAAAAAACUUGAAGACACUGAACAUGCAUUAUUUGAUCUAGAAGAAAGAUACCGACAGGCAAAUGCAACAAUUAAGGAGAAGGAGUAUCUCAUCUCUAAUCUUCUCAGAUCUGAGAAAGCACUCAUCGAGCAGGCAAUUGAGCUUCGAACAGAGUUAGAGAAUGCAGCAUCGGAUGUGUCUGGCUUGUUUGCGAAAAUUGAGCGCAAAGAUAAAAUAGAAGAAGGAAAUAGAAUUCUUAUUCAGAAAUUUCAGUCUCAAAUAACUCAACAGCUUGAAGUCUUACAUAAGACUGUUGCAGCUUCUGUGACACAGCAAGAGCAGCAACUGAAAGAAAUGGAGGAAGAUAUGCAAUCCUUUGUCUCCACAAAAGUGGAGGCUACUGAAGAACUUCGAGGACGGGUGGGGAAGCUGAAAGCCAUGUAUGGUUCUGGAAUCAAAGGUUUAGAUGAUUUGGCAGGGGAGCUUAAUGGAAAUUCUCAGUCAACCUUUGGAAAUUUAAAUUCAGAAGUUUGCAAGCACUCAUCUGCACUUGAGGAUCUUCUCAAAGGAAUUGCUUCAGAGGCCAAUGCAAUACUUAAUGAACUUCAAAGUAGCCUGUCUAGUCAAGAAGAGAAGCUAGCUGCAUUUUCUCAACAACAGCGUGAGGGACAAUCCAGAGCGGUGGAGACCACAAGAUCUAUUUCUAAAAUCACAGUUAACUUCUUCAAGACAUUAGACAUCCAUGCAUCCAAAUUCACCCAAAUUGUGGAAGAAGCACAAGUCGUCCAUGACCAGAAAUUGUGUGAACUUGAAAAGAAGUUUGAGGAGUGUGCUGCGAAUGAAGAAAGGGAACUGCUAGCAAAAGUGGCAGAGCUACUAGCAAGUUCAAGUGCUAGGAAUAAAAAACUGGUUCAAGCAGCAGUAGAUGACCUACGGGAGAGUGCUUCUAGCAGAACCAGCAAGCUACAGCGAGAAAUGUCAACCAUGCAAGAUUUCACCUCUUCUGUCCAAAAUGAAUGGACUACUUUCAUGGAAAAAACUGAAAGCCACUAUCUUGAGGAUACAGUUGCUGUGGAAAAUGGAAAGGCUGAUUUGCAAAAAGGUCUUCAACACUGUAUGACGAAGGCAAUAAUGGAUUCACAACAAUGGAGAAGUGCCCAAGAAUCUCUACUUUGCCUGGAAAAAGACAAUGUUGCUUCUGUGGAUUCCAUUGUCAGGGGUGGGAUGGAAGCCAACCAGAUGCUCCGUGCUCAGUUGUCUUCUGCUGCCUCAUCUGCUCUUGAAGACGUAGAUGUUGGAAACAAAAGCCUACUUUCCUCCAUUGAACAUUCCUUGAAACUUGACAAUGAUGCAUGUGGAAAUAUUGAUUCCAUGAUUGCUCCCUGCUGUGGGGAUCUGAGGGAGUUGAGGAGCGGUCACUAUCAUAAGAUUGUGGAGAUAACGGAACAUGCAGGAAAAUGUCUGGUGGAGGAAUACACGGUAUGCAUAUUAAUGUGUUUGGUUGGGUUCUUUCCCUGUAACGUCCUUGUUUUGUCAGUGUUGAUAAGUUUAAGACUCGGUCCUUACCCAUCCUUUUGUGACAAUCAGGUGGAUGAACCAUCUUGUUCAACACCAAGAAAGAGGUCAUUCAAUUUGCCGAGCAUGGCAUCCAUUGAAGAACUCAGAACUCCAGCUUUUGAGGAGUUACUGAAGUCAUUCUGGGACCUGAAAUCUUCCAGACAAGCAAAUGGAGAUGUAAAACACAUACAAGCUGCAUAUGAGGCUGCUCAGUCAAGAGACUCCAGACAUCCUCUCACUGCUAUAAAUUAAAGCAGUUGAUUUGAGAACAUACAGAUAACAGGAUAUAUAGCAAUUAGAGCAUGUACAGAUUAUGAGAAAAUCCAGACUUCCCUCACACAACAGCUGGUUUGUAUCGGUUAAAGCAUAUUGCAAGGACCUCCAUUUAUAUCUUCUGUCGAUAGAGGCCCAAGGGGAGGGGUACAUAAUACAUAUAUAUAUGCGUAUGCAUUUUUGUCCGUAGGGGAGUUCAAUUCUUUGAAAUCCUUUGCUUUUGAUGAGUGCAGUAGGAUUCAACAAUAAGGAUUUCAGUUUUAUUUUGUUAGGGAUUAUAUAUUCUUUAUCAAAUCUCAUUGUUUAAGAUUCGAUUAGGAAUUGGUCAGUUGACAGCAUGAAUGAAUCUGCUCCCGUUGUAAAACAUAUU